AGUUCUGAACGAAAAUAACGUCAUUCACAGCAACAUCGAGACAAAACGAACUGCCGCUUACAGCUUGAAAUUCCGCAAAUUGCCUGCAGAUUGCCCAACAUGUUCCGAUUUCACAAGACGCUCGACAUCAUCACGCUCUUCCACAAGGCCAGCUCCCCGGCCUCUGUGCGAGUUUCUAAUCUGCUGAAGCAGGCAUCCACAAGUGCCCAGAAGAGCGCCGCGCAAGACGCCGAGACUCGCCGUGAGCCAUUUGAGCUGAACAUUACCGAAGACGCCCCGACUGUCGACCAGGUGCAGACAAUCUUGGAGUACGUUGGCCAGAGCGGCGCCUCUCAGGUCGUCAAGGGUGCGAGAGACGACAAGGAUGCGCUGAAGAAGUUCAAGGAGAACAAGGAGAACUUGUUGCGGCCAUUGACUGUUGACUGGAGCAAUGGCAAGGCGAUUGCAGGAGACAACGAGUCCGAGAUCUUGAAGCUCCUCAAUGCUCAAAAGUGAGCACCAUAGCAAAUCAUGUAUAAUCACAGCUUUUGACUCUGUAUCUUUUAUGAAUGUAUACCCCACUCUUACCAUGGACAUUUGGGCAUUAUAGACGGUAGUGAAGAGGGAAAAAUUAAGACUGCUCUUUACAUCUUCCGAUAUUCCGGUGAUUCCCUUUGGACUCUUGAAGCUUGGUGCCGCACAGCAGUUUGAUACUAUAACAGCGAGAGGUGUUUGCUGAAUUUGAC
Molecule: messenger RNA, 725 nt
Organism: Trichoderma harzianum CBS 226.95
Lineage: Eukaryota; Fungi; Ascomycota; Sordariomycetes; Hypocreales; Hypocreaceae
Exons: 3
Coding region: 100-495 (131 amino acids)
Cellular component (GO): mitochondrion
Molecular function (GO): oxidoreductase activity
Source: RefSeq, a predicted model, not a curated record